AUGCUAGCGAUUGUGCUCCCCAAGGAGUUCCGUGAAGCUACCAUGUGUAAAGGGUUCGGCUCCACUCUAAUUGGACCCGCCUUGCAAUGGUACAUAAAUCUCCCUACCAGGUCCAUCUCUUCCUUUGCCGGCCUGAGCGACAAGUUCGUAGAACAAUUCGCGAGUAGCAGGAGCCUAGAGAAGACUUCAGACGGUCUCUACGAGAUCCUCCAGCAUCGAGCAGAACCCCUGCAGGACUACAUAGCCCGUUUCAAUCAAGAGAAGGUAGCGGUCCUUGAAUGCAGUAUCCCUACCGCAAUCUAUGCCUUCAAGAGAGGCCUACUUCCAGACAGAGGGCUCUACAAAGAGCUAACCAUGUACCCUUGCAAAACCAUGGAGGAUGUGCUAUAUCCCGAGCGUGGGCACAGGUUAAGUGGGAAGAGUACAUCGCUAGCCGUACCAAGGAUCAACACAAACAGGAUCAGAGGUCCACCCGAUCAGACCGGGGAGACCGAGAAGAAAGAUCCUCCUAAAAGGGAUCCAAGGACUCCGAAAGCAGGAACCUGGGCAGAGAAAGCCAAGACUCAUCUUAGCAAAGAAGCAUCGGGGAAAUCCAAAGGAGACGCACCAAGCUCACCACCUCGCCAGGACCGGGUGAUUCAUGUCAUCUCAGGAGGCUCUGAAGUAAGUGGCGUGAGUCAUGCAGCUGCAAAGAAGAGCACCCGUAAUGCCAAACACGGCCUGGAGACUGCUCAACCUAAACGCCUACUUCUAGGUACCGACGAGAUAAGCUUCACAGCCAAGGAGGAAGAGAAGAUAUUAGCUCCCCACCAUGACGCUCUAGUUGUCUCUCUCACCAUAGCGAACUGUUUGGUGAAAAGAAUACUAGUAGACAACGGGUCCUCCAGCAAUAUCAUCUUCCUGACGGCGUACCAAGACCUAGGGUUAGAGGAGAAUACCCUGACGCGCAAGGUAACCCCACUCAUCAGGUUCAGCGGCGAGGUCAAGCAAACCGCUGGGGAGGUUGUUCUGGCAGUAUAUGCUGAGGGGAUCAACCUAUCUACCAAAUUCCUGGUCGUGGACUGCCAAUCAGCAUACAACAUGAUCUUAGGACGACCAUGGAUUCACGACAUGGGAGCAGUCCCCUCAACCCUCCAUCAAAUAGUGAAGUUCCCUACACUCUGGGGCAUCAGAGCAAUCCGAGGAGACCAGGAGAAUUCUAGGUCAUGCUACCAGACCACCUUAAAGGGGAAGACCAAGGUCUUAUAG
Brassica rapa (field mustard) is the source of this 1248-nucleotide messenger RNA. RefSeq lists its product as uncharacterized. Lineage: Eukaryota; Viridiplantae; Streptophyta; Magnoliopsida; Brassicales; Brassicaceae. The record is from RefSeq and is a predicted model, not a curated record.